This is a messenger RNA of Branchiostoma belcheri (Belcher's lancelet), 4346 nucleotides long. RefSeq lists its product as uncharacterized. NCBI's taxonomy places the organism in Eukaryota, Metazoa, Chordata, Leptocardii, Amphioxiformes, Branchiostomatidae. Bases 72 to 2696 code for a protein of 874 amino acids. The transcript has 9 exons. The record is from RefSeq and is a predicted model, not a curated record.
GGGGAGCUACAAACACAUCCAUCCAUGUGCCAGUGUUUCCAUGGUUACUGGGGUACAGACUGCUCACAUCCAUGUCCAGGAGAAAUCAGCAACACUUGUGGCAAUCAUGGAACAUGCAACGUCAACAGGGAGAAUGUGUUUGUGAAGAAGGAUGGGAUGACAGCAGUGCAUGCAUGCAAUGUGAAGUUGGACUGCUUGGCUCAGACUGCAGUGUUGCACAGCUCAACACAACAAUAACUCCAGUAAGUCAACAGAGCAGCAGUAUCACCAUUGGAGUUUUCACCAUUUUUGGUUACUUCCAUGUUACAACCUUUGACGGAGCUGCAUUUGAGCUCAUGACAGCGGGUGCCUACUCUGCAUACAUAUUCAAUGGAUUGUCUGUGCAGUUGUAUACAACACCAUUCCCGGACAUGUGGCACGUGCAGGUCAUUACUGAAAUAUCAAUAAACUAUGGCAGUCUCACCAUCUCAGCCUCAUUGUCAUCCAUUACCAGUAGCCAAAUUGUGGUGCAGAAGAAUGAUGGAGGGGGAUGGCAGAGUGUAGUUGUUGGCACAACAUUUACCCACCAAAGUGUCACAGUAGAAUGGAUCAGCACCGACAUUGUGGAAGUAACAUACCAGUCAACUACUGUUUACAUUGUGAUGAUUGCUGACAUUCUGUCUCUGGGUAUCCUGGCACCAAAAGAUGAACUUGCCAGUGGCUUGUGUGGUCCAUUUGAUGGGAAUAUGAUCAAUGACCUGUCUGACCUGCUGAUGGAUCCUGCUGAUGUGGCAGAAUUUUUGGAUAGCGGUCUCUCACAGCCAUACUUGGAGGGAACUCUAGGUCCUGCACACAAGGUUGAUACACCAGACAACCAUCUACACUUGGUGCAAACUACACCUAGUCUAACCACUGGUUAUCUCCUACAUAUUGACAGCAACCAUGUCUACAUCGAGAACAUUGGGGUUAUUGUUCUCCACCAGCUGACAGUUGGCGUGUGGGUCAAACUGGAUGUGACCACAGCCACACAAACCAUCUAUGUGAUCAGCACACAAAGGGGGGAGAUUGCUCUGCUUGUUGUCAGUGGCCACCUGGAGAUCCUUUGGCAAGGCCAGACAUUCACAACAACACUUCAGAUGACAGCAAGCAUCUGGACAUACCUCUGUGUCACCUGGAGAGAGUUUGAUGGACGACUGGAGCUGUUGCAGUUCCAUGGAGACGAUGAGUACAGCUUCACCCACACGGUUGGAACUGUGGGGCAACUGACACUCAGUGGUAGUGUAACCAUCGGACAGUAUGUUGUUGCAGGUGUCACAACACCAGGAAGAGAUUAUGUGGGAGAUGUGGACAAUCUUAUGGUUUGGUCUUAUGUCCUUCAUCAAGAGGAAAUCACAGAGGUUCGUACCACAUGUCCAGUGGAGGAGAUGCCUGGUCGUGUGCUGAGUCUAACGAUGGAUCAGGGACAUGGUCAAGAGUUUUCUGUUGACAUUAACACACCAUCAACAAACUCUUCUAGAACCCGGACCAGAUCCCGCGUGCUUUUAGUUCCUGCUGAUUCGCCACCAGAAUGGAGACCUUCUGAUGUUCCUGUGGACUGUGAUCCUGCUGACAACCCUCCCAACAGUAACAACACCAUCCAAGAUGAGGCAGUGAAUAUUUGUGAUGACCUUUUCUACACUGGCAUACUUGCAACUUACUGCCAAGAUCUGACAGCUGCCACGAUGUUCUACCACCAGGCCUGUGUGCGUGAUGUGUCUAUUAGUGGGGACAUUGGACAUACAAAUGUGUCUGUGAAUAUGUUUGCUCUCCACUGCAAGACCGUACUUAACGUGGAUGAAUGCAAAUUGGAGAACUACUUCAACUUCUGUAGAGAAGAGGCUGAUUGGGAGUUCCCACUGUGGGCCAUCAUACUCAUUGUCAUCAUCGUCUGUCUGAUUGUCUUCAUCUGCUGCUGCCUGUGCAUCAUCAUUUGUGUUAAGAAGAAGAACAAGAAAAGGAAAGUAGAUAUGUCUGUAGCUGACCUGCAGCUGGCUUAUGUCAUGAACCCUACAUUUGAGGAGCUUGAAUGGGAUGAAGCUGACACUCGACACUCGAAAACAGCAGUGGACACCAUGGGAGUUGCACCGCUGCUAAGGCUGCUCCCAGACCCUCUGCGGCAGAGCUGGGUGGGAGAGGAGGGAGAACCAAGGUUUGGAGAAGAACCAGAGGAAGAUGGCAGCACAUCCAAGAUGGGAAGUAGGGUGACUCUCACAGAUGGUGCCUGUGGUACUGUCGAACCACUUGCAUCAAGUAAUGGGCAAGUACCCAAGAAAAAGAAGCAAAGAAAGAGGAAAAAUGAAGUGGAGGAGCUUUGCCUGCCAGAACCAAAGGAGCAGCCAAGUGGGAAAGUUGUCCUUCCUCCACUUAAGGGUAUGGAAAGACCUGGAGAAGGGGAUGAUGUCUUUACAAGCAUGAGUGGACAAACUUUGCGAACCGACUCCGCUGCUUCUCUUCUGUUGCGGGACAGCCCACGUCAGCUCCUUCCCAGUCAGCAGCCACCUCUGGGGAAACCUCCUGUUAUGUUUGAAGAGACUAACAGAGACAGUGAGUGUGCUCCAUCACCGUUUGCACUGCCUCCAAGACUGCCAGCCCCUGAGGAACCAACAAAAUCAUCAACCAACCUGUCUGAUGAUCAUGCUGUUUUUUGCAGAAGAGACCAUCUCCAGCCCCACGAGUAAAGAUGGCCCCCAGGAUGCCCCUCCUGUGAGACCAAGGAGACGACGGUAUAAGAAGAAAGAGAAGAGGGAGUCUCCUCGGGAACCUCCAGUCCAAACAAGCAAGCCUGAAGAGACAAAUAAUUUCAACAAAACUGAAGCAGGAGGAAUCGAUUUCCCAGAGGAGCUUCCAGAGAUAUGGAAAGUGGUCCUAAGAUGCCAUGGAAACGGCCAACAUCACCCACAGCACGGCCAGAAACUCCCAACAGUCGACCUUCAAGUGCGACAUCGAGACCCAGGUCCGCAAGAAAGGUGGCACCAGAAACAACUGUGCCUGCUGAAAGUGAGAGGACCUCCCGUCAGCUUCCUUCACCACCUCCAGAAUUCACUUUCAGCUCCAGACCACCGCAACCGGCAAAGAUGGUAACAGCAUGGGAUAUGUCGUCAGACCAGCCGGACAUAGAGAUGAAAAACUUCGAAGCAGUCCCUGAGCAUACCCUCCCACCUCUGAGAGAGCCACCUCUGCCUGAGAGGGGAAUGUCCUCUCUAUCAUCCACAAAGAAGCCAUCCAGGAGGACAACCUACAGUGGCCCAGUGUUACCACCAGAUCCUCAACUGUUUGGGGCUAUACCUGAAAACAACUCUGAGUCUAGAAGGCUGACUAUUGUCAGUGGAACUUGUGCUCCAAUAUCAGAUGAUGAUGAUGAUGAGGAGGAGGAAAUUAUCAUACCAGUUCCCAAAGAACAGACCCCUGAAGAAAAAGCCAGAGCAGUGGAGGUAACAACCAGGGAGAUGUCACGGAAGAAUGAGGUUCGCAAGAAUGCCCGCAUGCUAGAAGAUCGCAGCUCAGCAUGGAAGAGCAUCUUACUACCUCUGGACAGUGACGAGGAACUUGUCUAAAAACUAGCAAAACAGGGAUCUUGUGAAACUUAAAAAAGAAAUGAGUGGGAAUUUGUAAGAACAAUGGCUACCAAUUCAUGAGACGUUUUUAUUUAAAAGUUAGCCAAACAACAAAUGUUUAAAACAAUGAUUAAGAAUAUAGACCAUUUAUCUGUCUUACAUACUAAAUAAAGUUGAUUUAAUUAUUUGAUACUAGAGUGAAGUGUGCUUUGUUUUAAGUGACAUGUAUGUUAGAAACUUAAGUUUUCACAGUAAUAGUUUGUGUUUACAAUUACAAAGACAGCACAUAGUGCAUUUGCUUUUGUUGCAUUCAUAGAAUGGUCUAGCAGUUGCAUUGAAGAAUUUGGUUGCUGUUUUAUGCACUUUUGCAUUUAAAGACUGGUCUCAAGCAGUAUAGAAUUCAAUGUACCUUUGUGUACUAAAUUGAUUUCUAAUGAUUCAUCAUAAUUUUUAACUGAUUGAUCAUAAUUCAAUGAUUGAUACUAGUGUACAAGUAAACAUUGAAUGAACAACAUUUUAGAAAGCUUGAAUAUAACAUGGCUAAAUGAUAAAAGUAUGGUUCAAUAUUUAGCUGUGUGUUUCUGUAUCUUUAUGAUUUUUUAUACAAUCAUUGAUGCUUACAUACUUAACACUCCUUAGGAUACACAUAUUAUGAAAUACCACAAAAUCUCUUUCAAAAUGUAUUUUAAACAACCAAAAUCGAAAUGAAGAUGCCUUUGGUUCAUCUAUCAGUUAUUGAAGGAAUAAAUAUCUACCAUACUAUAGUAUUGUGAA